Messenger RNA from Acanthocheilonema viteae, 301 nucleotides. The record is from the annotation of a GenBank genome assembly. Lineage: Eukaryota; Metazoa; Nematoda; Chromadorea; Rhabditida; Onchocercidae.
AUGAUAUGUAUGAUACGUGAAAGCGAACAAAAUGGUACUAAACAAUCAACAAGUACAGGCGCGAUAGCAGUAAGUCGUGUGAAGCCACUGUCAGCUCGAUUACUUUUCAUCAAGCCGAUUGUUGAGGAUAGCGGUACGUACAAAUGUGUGGUCAAUGUUAGCAAUGAAGCGGCGGAAUUUAUUGAUGUUGAAUUGGAGCAACAUCCGGAAGAGGGUGAAGAUGCGGAAAUUGUAUGUCGAGUACGUGGUGACCCAUCGUUGGAAAUUUUUUGGCAAUUUGAAGGCAAAACUAUCCUUGAAG